AUGAGCAUCUCUAAGGUAUUGAAAAAAGUAAUUCCAACAGUUAGAAUUCUUCCUGAAGAAAUGGAUGAUGUAUCUAGCACAACUUCGGUUGCAUCUGACUUAUCAUCUGUUGAAGAAAUAGGUACCGAAGUUGUAGCAAAGAAGGAUGACAAUGAUAAAGAGCAAAAUACCCAUGGUCUAAAUAACGUUAAAAAGACCCAAAUAGAAUACACAGUAGAAUCGGAUAUUGAAGAUUGCAGUGACUCAGAAAGUGAUAAUGCUGGCUAUAAUGCGAAGCACAUAAACUUGAAAAAAGAUAUGCCUUAUGAACUUAGAGACGAGGCUAAGAGAUCAAAAUGGAAUUUCUUUUACGAAUACGAAUAUAGGUUCAACAAAGAAUACAGGAAAUCUCGACGGUGGUAUGAAUUCCUCUACCCAAAUCAUGCAACAAAGUCAAAGGCUGAGAGACGCCUGCUUUAUAAAAUUGACUUCUUGAUUGGCUUCUACUUUUUAGUUGUCAGUUGGACCAGAUCUGUUGAUUCUGCAAACUAUGUAAAUGCCUACGUCUCCAAUAUGAAAGAAGAUUUACAUAUGGGCGGCAAUGAUUAUGUUUACACUUCAACUAUUUCCACAAUUGGCCAAAUUGUUUUCCAAAUUCCUUUUAUGUAUUUAAUGCCAAGAGUACCACCUCACUAUUUAUUGCCUUUCAUGGAUUUAGGAUGGUCCGCCUUUACUUUGGCUUGUUUCAGAGCGAAGACCCUAAAAGAAAUGCAAGGUUACAGAUUUAUGGUUGGCUCAUUUGGUGCAGCUUACUAUCCAGUCUCUCAAUACAUUUUUGGAAGCUGGUAUGCGCCUGAUGAACUAACCUCUAGAGUACUGCUGUUCAGUUAUGGUCAAUUAUUAGGAAGUGUAACCUCUGGUUUAUUACAAGCAAAAAUCUUCAAAAGUUUGGAUGGUGUAUGUGGGUUGGCUGGUUGGAGAUGGAUGUUCCUAAUUGAUGCUAUUGCGAUUUCUAUUCCGACUGCUAUCAUGGGUUUCUUUCUGAUUCCUGGUAUCCCAUCUAAGUGCUACUCUCUAUUUUUGACUGAUGAAGAGAUUAGGAUUGCAAGAGCCAGAAACAGAAGAAACAACAUUACAGACGGUGUUGAUAAGUCAAAGCUAGUUCCGUUAUACAAACCUGCACUUUGGAAAAAGGUCCUAUUUAAUCCAACUUUCUGGAUAUUAGCCAUUUUUGACAUGCUUUCUUGGAAUGUGAUGACUAUUUACACAGGUUCUUAUACCCAAUGGUUAAAAUCCAAUCCAAACUAUUCCAUUGUCAAAGUUAACAAUUUGAGUGCUUUGCCCGCUUGUCUAGGAUUCAUUUAUAUUACUGUUUGCGCGUUGGGAUCAGAUCUAUUUCGUAGCAAAUGGUUCUUUAUGGUAUUUGCACAAGCGAUGAACUGUAUAUCUUGUGGUAUACUGAUGAAAUGGGAUGUUGCAGAGAGCACCAAAUGGUUUGCAUUUUUGAUCUCUUAUUUCUGUAUUGGAGCAUCUGCUUGUUUAUGGACAUUUAUUAACGAUUUUCUAAGGUUUGAUCCUCAAAUCAAGGCCAUGUCGUGGAUCUGCAAUUACAUGUUUUCACAGUCAUCUCACGCUUGGAUCCCAAUGUUAGCUUGGAAAACCGUAGAUUCACCAAGGUAUAAGACCGGUUAUACAGUUAGUUUGGUAUUCAGUAUUCUUUACGGUCUAUGGACAUUUGUAGUUCUUUUCUUUUACAAGAACAACGAAAAGAAGCAUGCCCUCGAUAAUGGUAUUAUUUUGUAUGAUAGUUCUAAAGGUGAAAAUCCUCCAGCGUUUGUUAACGAACAUAUGCGGGAAGAAGAUGGUUACUUCUUCGUCAAAUAA
This is a messenger RNA of Nakaseomyces glabratus, 1863 nucleotides long. RefSeq lists its product as uncharacterized. Lineage: Eukaryota; Fungi; Ascomycota; Saccharomycetes; Saccharomycetales; Saccharomycetaceae. Gene Ontology annotation, molecular function: transmembrane transporter activity. Gene Ontology annotation, cellular component: membrane. Gene Ontology annotation, biological process: transmembrane transport. The record is from RefSeq and is a predicted model, not a curated record.